GGCGCGCGUGCGCGCUGGAGCGCUCUUCCCUCCCAUUCAUAAAAAAGCCAUUUUCCCAGGCUGUGGUUGCAACAUCGCCGUUGAGGCUGCGAGCGGAGCUGACAGCGCGGAGCUGGCGCUGCGGGACUUAGGGAACCCGGCCGGUUCCUCGGACGGGCGUCCGCGAGUGCAGCCGCGACUGACCCGCGCGGGUUCGGGGAUUUACACAGACGCGGAGCGAUGCUUGUGAGUCUGCAGCUCCUCAAAGACCCCUAGAAGCCUGUUUCUCGGCACAGUCCAAGGACCUCCAACCUCAUGGAGCCUCCGAUCCCUCAGAGCGUCCCUUUAACUCCCAGCUCCGUCAUGGUGCAGCCCCUCCUUGACAGCCGGGUGCCCCACAGCCGGCUCCAGCAUCCACUCACCAUCUUACCCAUUGACCAGAUGAAGACCAGCCAUGUGGAGAAUGACUACAUAGACAACCCUGGCCUGGCCCCUCCCAUGGGUCCCAAGCGGACCCGGGGUGGGGCCCCAGAGUUGGCCCCAACACCUGCCCGCUGUGAGCAGGAUGUCACCCACCACUGGAUCUCCUUCAGUGGUAGGCCCAGCUCUGUGAGCAGUAGCAGCAGCACCUCCUCCGACCAGCGGCUCCUAGACCACAUGGCUCCACCGCCUGUGGCUGAGCAGGCCUCUCCCAGGGCUGUACGCCUUCAGCCCAAGGUGGUCCACUGUAAGCCACUGGACCUCAAGGGCCCGGCAGCCCCACCAGAGCUAGAUAAGCACUUCUUGCUGUGUGAGGCCUGUGGGAAGUGUAAAUGCAAGGAAUGUGCGUCCCCUCGGACGUUGCCCUCCUGCUGGGUCUGUAACCAGGAGUGCCUGUGCUCUGCCCAGACCUUGGUCAACUAUGGCACGUGCAUGUGCCUGGUGCAGGGGAUCUUCUACCACUGCACCAACGAGGACGAUGAAGGCUCCUGCGCUGAUCACCCCUGCUCCUGCUCCCGCUCCAACUGCUGUGCCCGCUGGUCCUUCAUGGGUGCCCUCUCCGUGGUGCUGCCCUGCCUGCUGUGCUACCUGCCGGCCACAGGCUGUGUCAAGCUGGCUCAACGUGGCUACGACCGCCUGAGACGCCCUGGUUGCCGCUGCAAGCACACGAACAGCGUCAUCUGCAAGGCAGCCAGUGGCGAUAGCAAGGCCAGCAGAUCUGACAAGCCUUUCUGACGCUUUGGGUGGAAGCAUAGCACUGCCCUUGGAAAUGUCCCUCCUGCCAGUCUUCUGAGGCUGACCUUGCUCAUCUGGCUUCUCCCCGCCCCUAGAUUGGGAAGAAAUAGGCAGAGACCACCACCACCCACAGCCUCUAUUCCCAAAAGGAUGAAGAAGCACUUUGGGGGUUUUCAUGGUCUUGGAACUUUUGUCAAGCAGGCAGCAGCAGGGUGUGGUCUGGCAGGAAUUUUUCUAUUUCAGAAGACUGAACACAGAUGUGGACACAAUCCGGAAGUUGCAGCUGCUCAAUGCCCUUCCCAGCCCCCCUACCUCCUACCCUCUCCCUCCCACAUCUCCAUUGUCUCUGGCUCCUGCAGGAGCACCUGCCUGAUGGAGGCAGGAUACACUGAGGAAAACCGGCAGAACCUUGACUUCUCUACCUUCUCCGUCCUCCUGCAUGUUGGCCUUGGCCUCGGGAAGGUGCCAAGCACCUUAGCGAUCCCUGUAUAUACUUUGGAGGAACAGAACAGGACAGCUGCGGAGCUGAAGCCUCCCUGGAGCCACAGAAUGGAUUAAGGAGCCUUGGCACAGUCCAUUUGCCCCAGCCUCAAUCACUAACUUGGGGAUGUCCCACUCAUCACACCAUCCUCUGGUUCUUACCAAGUCACAGACUCGCCUGCCUGCUAUGUGUCCUGAGCUCUCUGUACUCAGAUUCUUUGGAGAAACUUGUUGGGUAAAGAAGGCCAGGGUGGCACAUGCGAGACCAAAUAUCAUUUUGCCAAUGAGUCUGAGGCUGUGGUCUCUAGAUCCAGUCAUGAUGUUUUUAUAGAAUAAUUAAACCAGAUGCUAACGGUGUUUUAAACCAUAAUAAUAAAACAACUUGCUUCCUUUUGGGCCACCCCCAAGAAGGGCUGAUUUCAAAAUCUGGGGGCAAGCAUCCUCAAGGAGAGCACAAUUCCCCUGCCCACCAAGAAGAGGAUUUUAAUGGCGAAGAAGAAGCCUUGCUUCCCAUUGGCAGAAUGACAGUUGAGCCGAGCUGGGGUUGGGUUUCCUCUCUUCUGAUUCUGCUGCUUGCUGUCACAGCGUUUUGUGUAUAAUGAUGUGUCUGUAUCUUUAUGUAAAUAGAGAGAUGAUGAACAGAGUCUAUUUUAGUGUUAGGAGGCCCCAGUGGGAGAGUCAGAAGAGCCCAGAGAGGGUGGGGAAUAAUUCUCCAGGGUCUGCUGGGUUUGAGCCCCACUUUUGUGCACAGCACACCUCCUCCCGACAGCCCCCAAAGACGUAGCAACUCUUUCUCUCAAGGUGCUAAAGGACUCAGAAAGUGCAGCACGUCCAAUGGGUAGGUACUUGUUGCAUGCAAAAGCUAUAGUGUGUCUGGUCCUUGCCCCCAGCUGUUGUGUGGGGUUUUUGCUUUGUGUGGUAUUUGUCCCUGCCCCUGCCUCUGAUGAGAGAAAUGGCCUGGGUCAGGUGCCCCAGGUGACAUUUUGGGAGAGCAUUAGGCAAAGUCUCUGUAGCAUUUCUAGCUCAUUCUGCGGAAAUGGCUGCUCCCAGGAAAAAGGUAAGUAGGCAAGUAGCUACGAGUGGCGUGGACCUAAUGCUUCUCAAGGACUCCUCCCUCCCCACCCACCCCCUUCUUGGAAACGAGUAGUAACACCUUAUGAUUUAGGAUAAUAAGUUAAUUGUAACCAUAGGUAUUUAUUGAUGGAGGAAGGGAGGGUCUUAUUUUCGGCUUUAUUUAUGUAACAUUUGCUGGCUUGUAAAAGGCAAGUAUAAAUAUUGCAUCUUCAUUCUCUAAGGCUAAUCCACAUAGCUGCCCUUGCUACAGUUGCGAUGGAUAUUAUAUGGAUGUUCUUGCACAAAUCGGAGGGAAUGAUAGAAGACAAAACACAUUCAGCCAACCACUUAUACUAAUUGAAUGUAUUGGAAGUAUACUGAAGGGGCUGGAGAUGGUUUCCUCAGCUGAAGUAUGCGGAAGUGAACCCCCAAAAUGGUAGCGCACAUGUGCACUCUUUUCUGAAAAGCCUGGGAACUUUGCCCAGGGCCCCCUCCCUCAAGUCAUCUCCACAGGAAACGACCCAGUGGCAGGUUGCACUUUGGUGAU
This is a messenger RNA of Nannospalax galili (Upper Galilee mountains blind mole rat), 3274 nucleotides long. It is a transcript of the gene Spry4, whose product is annotated as sprouty RTK signaling antagonist 4. NCBI's taxonomy places the organism in Eukaryota, Metazoa, Chordata, Mammalia, Rodentia, Spalacidae. Bases 295 to 1194 code for a protein of 299 amino acids. Gene Ontology annotation, biological process: negative regulation of Ras protein signal transduction; negative regulation of MAP kinase activity; multicellular organism development. Gene Ontology annotation, cellular component: membrane; cytosol. The transcript has 2 exons. The record is from RefSeq and is a predicted model, not a curated record.